Pantherophis guttatus is the source of this 7340-nucleotide messenger RNA. It is a transcript of the gene PRMT2IP, whose product is annotated as PRMT2 interacting protein. The record is from RefSeq and is a predicted model, not a curated record. NCBI's taxonomy places the organism in Eukaryota, Metazoa, Chordata, Lepidosauria, Squamata, Colubridae.
CCAAGGCUGCGAUCUGUAGCAAGUUGCAACCCACUGGAGUUGCGAAGGGGGAGUGGGGGAGGCGCUGAUGGGCUCGCGGGACAGGCUGACCUGUCAAGGCUGUUGUGCAAAAAGGAGGGAGGGGGGAGACCCCGCCGCCGGAAGGCACCUCGUGCCAGGAGGAGGAGGAGGAGGAGGAGGAAGAGGAGGAGGAGGAAGAGCAGGCGCGGCUUCCCACCCAGACGAGAAGUGCAAACUUCUGGCGGCUGCUUGGCCGGUGGGUUUCCAUUGGCUGGGCGCCCCCGGCUCCCGGCUCCUCCUCUCUCUCUCUCUCUCCCCCCCUCACCCCUCUCCCCCCACACCCGUGGGUGCCUUCCUCCUCCUCCUCCUCCUCCUCCUCCUCCUCCCGCCCUUGACUCGCGAAUCGCGAUCGCGGGGAGGGACCAGCGAGAGAGGAGCGGCCGCGCCACCCUCGCCACUCCGGAUCAAGCUGGCGGGACUUGCCGGGCGCGGGGAGAGCGGAGCCUAAGUGCUGUUGCUAACUAAAGCGGAGCUUCUUCGGAUCUUAGCGGGAAAGCGGAGCGACUCCGGAUCGAGGGGCCCCAGACGGAGCUCGGGAACUCGGGAAGGAAGGAAGGAAAAGAGGGAAAGAAGAAAAGAAAGAAGGAAGGAAAGAAAGAAGGAAGGAAGGAAGGAAGGAGGCGAGCGCGCCCCGGUCCCCCCCCCCAAAAAAACCUUUGCAAACUCUCCGCCCGGGCGCAGAAGCUCCGUCCGGGAAGAAGGAAGAUGCGGCGGCGGCGAGGGCUGCGGGAGCCGGAGAACAACCCGAGCGACUGCUCCGUUUCCUAGCCCAGCCCGUUGACCAGAAAGCAUCUACCGAUGGCGGAGAAGCGGAUUUUGGAAGCCGUGAGCACCAUGAGUUACGGCAAGCUCCCUCGACUGGAGAUGGACCCAACCCACGUCCUCCCGGUGGGUUUGUGCCGCUCGAGUAGGCUGCCCGACCUCCCCAUGGAAGACCAUUACAGUUAUAAAGGCUCCUAUUUUACUUUCCCGCUCCAGUGCCACGAAGCGCCCAAAACUUUAACUCACUGGUCGGCUGCCGAGAACUACAGCCAUUGCCCGGCCAGUGCGCCUGGCCACUCUCCAAGGACAGAAAAAGCUACCUGCCAAUCUGAAAUGGAAGGUUUGAAAGCCCGCCAGAGAUUUCCGGGUUCUGAGAAGGUCAAUGAAUGUAUCGCCCGUGAACGGUGGGCCAGCUACGUGGGUCAUACGGGCGUCAUCCAGCAAGGUUGGCUCCAGGGAUACCCAGCCCAGCAGCUCCCUCCAGCUCCUGCUGCUUGCUCCACUUUGGCAGCCCCCAAACCGGUUUACCGAAGCCACGCGUACGGGACGGAUUCGGGCUGCCCUCCCAAAAGGGCUCUGACCUUCCGAAUGCAGAUGGAGAACUACUCAAAACGUUUGGAGUGGUCUUCCCCGUCCUCCGUGUUGCCCACUGGUGCCGAGAGUCACGGUUACGGCACAGCGGGAUCCAAGAAAACCUUGGCGGCCGAGAACAGCGCGGUGCAGUUGCGACAAGGGUCCAAAGAGGGCGCUGUUCACUCAGCUGGCUUCAUGCCUUACCAUAAGUCAUUGGAGAAAUGCCAGAGGACGCAGAAUGGCUCUUCCUUGGAUGCCACUUACCCUUCUGUAAGUCAGAAAAGCAACUUGGAGUCCCCAGCGGGUAGCAAUUCCAGAAAACACAUGUGGUCCAGGCCACCGCCGUCACCUCUUCCUCCUCCUCCUCCUCUUCAUCCUUCCAGCUUGCUGGUGAAUCGCCAGGACCUGGCGUACCAGGAGCAAUCCCCCUCAUGCUACCCUCUAGGAUCGUAUCCUCUGACUUCUCACGAACAGAUGUUGUUGUAUCAUCAGAGCUACGUGCAAGCCGAAAAAACAAACUCGGUCUUUGCUUUGGCGGCCUGCAAAGGUUUUGGGUCUCCAUCAAGCCGUGAAGAUGGCCAGAUGUUCCCCGGGUCAUAUUUUCAGCAAACCUCUCACAGCUAUUAUCCCGGGCAUCUGGAGAGCUACCUUUACCAGGCGGUGGGCCCACCUCCAUUGACCCCCUCUGAAGAGCUUCACUCUUCAAGGGAACACGAGCACCCACAGAACGCGACGGCCAAGGUGGACUUCACCCCAAAGACUCCUGUUUCUGCCUGUGCUGUGCCUGAAAAGCCUGCUCCAGCUUGUAAUCCUUGGCGCAGCCGAAGUGGCCUUCCAGACUGGUGUGAGAGUAGCUGUGUUGCAAGAGAAGCCAGUACAAAUUCUUCAGGUCUACAAGCUUUCCCUUCCAUUCAUCCAGUAGACCGGCUAUCUCAUAGUUACAACAGGGUUGAAAAGACGGAGGAAAACGGUUGCAAGAAGGAUCUUUUCCCGCCAGAAAAGGUGACAGAGGAGAAGGAGGAAUCUUCCAAGACACACAAAAAAUUCUCCUUAACUUACGAAUCUAGGAAGAGGAGCAUCACCCCUCACAAAAAUGAACCGGGGAGCUGCAUAAUGAUUCCUGAUAGCCCGAUUGUCUCCCACAAUCCCUACUCCAAACCAGCCCUGCCCAAAAAUGUUCUGAAGACCCCCAACAUCCAGUCUACACCUCAUGGACAUUGGUCCCCAGAGGAUCAACCGAAGGGACUCCAUGAACGGCGUGAAGGUCCCUUGACGUCUUCUCCUCCCAUGCCUGUCAUCAACAACGUCUUCAGCUUAGCUCCAUACCAAGCCUACUUAGAAGGUUCUGCCGAUUUGGUGGAACUGGACACCGCUAAACGUUGUCAGGCCGAGGAGUCGCUUCCCAAAGGCAGAAGCAAGAGUGUGGAAAAUGGAUUUGUGCCAUGGACAGGCUCUCAAAGAUCAACCGGAGAAUGCAGGCUGGAUCUGCCGAGGGAGGAAGGGUUCCCUCGCAAUACCGUAAUGAAAAGUGGAGAUGCUGACGUCAAUAAAAACAGUCUCCCAACAGGGCAAGGGGGUGGAGAUUAUGCUGGCCCUUGGGAAAGCUUCAAGGCCAAGCUUUUGAAUCCAACCGAUCCUGCGUCUUGCCAACCAUCCUCUGCCAGUCAUUCCAAAGAUAGAGUUGAGAGACUUACUCAAGAAGACCAUGUCUUGGACCUCAGUUUUAAAACUGAAGACUUGGUGGCAGAACGACCUGAUCUUCCACAGCUGCCCAAAAAGGCUGAGGCUCCAGACGCUGGAGGUCCAAAGAUCCAAGGUGAAGAAGUCAAAGAAAAAGCAGCCGACAGCCAGGGCUCCAAGGCAAAUGGAGAGACCUCGGUGCUGCCCAUCAACAGUGAUUCUAGAGGCAACCGGCAUUUUCACAGCUCCGCGGCGUUUCUGUUCAAGAAAUUCAAAAUCCUAAAAGCUCACGCGGCAGAAGCUGCCUCUGGAGGGGUCAAGGAUGUCUCUCCCCCAAAACGGACUGACACACAGGUAAAUCAGCCAAACAGCCCCUUGGUUGGGCCCAGUCUUCCCCAGAGUGUGACGCCAUCCUCCGAAACUCUGAUUUUGCAGAUCAAAUGCUUGAAUGCUCAGUUGCCCAAUGCUUCAACGCUCUUAUCUCCUAGUGUCCCUCCUGGCUCUUCUCCUGCCCUUAGAGAGAUCCAGGUUCUGGAUCCCGCCACUGAAAAACUUCUUGGUCAGCAGAAAUAUUCACCCAGGCAAUAUUUCACUGUGGUGCAUACCUGUGUCUGCACUAUAAUAUCUGGCGUGGUGUCUACCUCCUCCCCUGACCAACUCAAGGAAUGGCUGGAGAUGGCCGAGCCCACCGUGGAGCUGCAGGAGAAGACCGUCAGUUCCACCAAACCCAAAAAUGGUUCAAAGGUCUCUGAAGGCCCCAAGCUCUCCAAGGGCAAAGAGAUCUGGUUGGCCUUUAAGGGCGUAGAGGUGCUUAUCAAGAAGCUGCAAUCUCAACUGGAGAUAUUCCUGCUCUAUAAUAAGUGUCCUUUUCCUCACGUGAUGCGUGCUGGUGCUACCUUCAUCCCUAUUCAUGUGGUGAAGGAGGAACUCUUCCCCAAUCUUCCUGGUGUGUUGGUUGACCAUGUCUUGCAGGACCACAAGGUGGAACUGCGUCCUACCACCUUGUCUGAAGAGAAGGCGUUGAGGGACUUGGACCUCAAGAGCUGUACUUCUCGGAUGUUGAAGCUGCUGGCCUUGAAACAGCUGCCGGACAUUUACCUGGACCUCUUGACCCUUCAUUGGCACGAGUGUGUCAAGGAGCAGCUUGAGGAUCCUGCGAAGUCGAUCCCAAACAGAGAAGUUGAGGCGUUAGGAACAGAUGCAACCACCGAGUCUCUUGACCAGGACUUCCCAGAGAAGAGCACCAAAGGCAAAACAUGUGGAUUGGCAGCCUGUUUUGGGACUACGUCCUUGCAUUAUGAGACUAUCCAACCAGAGGAUAAAGAGAAGACCCUGGCCAGAUGUUCAUCACCUUCCCUACAACGUGGUUGUGUGCUAAAGGGGAGGAAGGUGCUUCCUAAGGAAGACGCAGCCUUGGAGACCAAGGGACUCACUCUUUGCCCUGGUGCUAGGAGGCCAUCCCAUAAACAGCCAAGGACUCUUGAGCUUAAAUUGACUGCGAAGGUCGCUAGGAGGACAACCAGAGCUUCCAAGAUCCUUCACCUCCGGAAAUCCGUGGUUCACAUCCAAUUCCAGAAUGCUCUUCAGGACAUUCAAGGACCUCAGAUUCUUGGUCCUUCAGGGAAGGGGAAGAAAGUCCCACCACCGCUCCUCCUAAAGCGUUUCAAGCAUCGGAGACACAGUCGUGCCAAGGUUUCUUCCUUGCCCUCCGAGUAUCCAGAACUUGUUGGGAAGAGGAUCAGGCACUUGUAUGAGGAGAAGGACAAGACAGAGGCCUGGUAUCAGGGCGUGGUACUUCGUGUUCACAAGCCCCACAAGAACCCUUUGAAGACAGUUUAUGAGGUGAAAUAUGAUAGUGAGCCAGAGUGGCAAUAUUACCUCGAGAUUCUGCAGGAUUAUAAGAACGGUUGGGUGGAGCUGGAUGAAUGAGUAGAUGGGUGUGGGUGUGUUUGUGUGCUUGUGUGUGUCAAAUUGAGAGAGAAGAGGGGAGGUUUGAUUCAUCCGGCUGUCUUGUCGACACAGCUAAAACUAUCAACGGGCUUUUCUACAUCUCGCACAGCUUCAUCCUGAGACACGUUGGCUUAAGUUGACUUGGACCCGAUUCAGAUCAUCAUCUUGUGGUCCUCACCACCUCAGGGCUCCAUAACACUUUCCAGAAACCACACGAUGGGAGUAGCUUUCAAGGUUUGAACAAUGUUUUGAACCACAGCUGAGCUGGGUUUACAGAAUGACUUCCUGUUGUCCCAACUGACACCAGAAGUGAAAUAUGAAUCUUACGGUACAUUUUACAGAUCUUCUCCAUGGGUGGGGCUCUCAGGACAUCCCAAGAAAUUUCCCUGGUGGGCCCCAUCCCCUGUCCUGAAAUCCAGCUUGUUCCAGAGGUAGCGAGUUUGUUCAAUUCCUAGAGUGUCUUUAGAAUGACGCUUGUCCAAGGGCAUUAUGGGAUAGCCAUGAUUUACGUUGCUAAGCAGGGCAGUUGUUAUAAUCGAGUCACGUCUGAUUCCACCACCUUAUUGCUGUGGUUGUUAAGUGAGUCACUGCAACUUUUUAAGUGAACCCAGCUUCCCUGGUUGUCAGAUUCAUUUAGCGACUGUAGGCUUCGCUUAAGAAAUGUAGAAGGGGAAAAAAAGGUCAUUUAACAACCACCUUCCUUAGUGACAGAAAUCCUGGUCCCAAUUGUGAUAGCAACUCAAGGACUACCUAUAUAGGCCUUUUUUUAAAAAUAAAAAAAAAAGAAAGAAAGAAAAAUUCAACUUGAGGAAGUCCUGUAAGCCCCCAACCCACUUGAUGAAAUACAGUUCAAAGAAAACUACAUUUUUCCCUCUAUUUAUAUAAAAAAGGACCUGUAUUUUUUAACAAAUGACACGACCAGCUUUAUACACUUAAAACCGUGGAACCAAACCACAUCUGUAUGUGUUUCAGUUUUGAUUUUUGAAGGGCUGUGCUGUUUCCCCCCAACCCGAGGGGCAUAAAUAUGGCACAUUUUAGAAAUGUGAUUUAUUUUGCCUUUAUAAGGAAUUGCUGCUGGUUUCAAGGGUGUUUUGACUUUCUUUUCAAGAUAAUUUUUUUUAUAGACUACCUGUUGGAGACUUUUGUCCAUGACCUUGGUAAAUGUAAUUUUCAAUACCUGAUUGAUGUUCAGUUUAAAUGACUUUUUUUUUUGAAGCUCCAAGCGCUUACUAUGCCUUAACAAGAAAAAAAAGAAAGAAGGAACGGGAAGGAUAAAACAUGGAUAGUUCACGCUCCUUUGCAGGCCCACAGGUCAAAAUAAUAAUAAUAAUAAAAAGAAGUUCAUUUCUGAGAAAUGAAGCUUGGAGAAUCAAAACGAAGAAGAGCAGGGAAGAAGAAAAAAAAAUAUUGAAAUAUUUCUAAAAGCACCUGCAGGUUACUGUAUUUUUCGGAGUAUAAGACACACCUUCUUCUCCCUAAAAGUGGGUGAAAAUUUAGGUGUGUCUUACAGACCGAAUAUGGGCGUUUUUGACCUCCUAAGCCCCCAGAAGCACUCUGCAGGCCAAAAACGGGUCCAUUUUUGGCGAAAACAAGCCCGUUUUUGACAAAAAAAAUAAAAUAAAAAAUGGGCCGUACGGAGCACUGCAGAGAGCUUCUGGGAGCCUGGGAGGGCAAAAACUAUUUUUUUUUCUUGUUUUCCUCCUGUAAAUUUAGUUGCGUCUUACAGUCCGAAAAAUACGAUAGUUUCUAAAAAGCUGAAAUGAGCUGGGGACAAGUUUGGAGGAUGUUCCUCUCCUAUUUUGCAUCAUAUAUGUUGAACACCAGGAGAGAUGAGCUUGUGGGGGCACCUGCUCGACAGGUCCAUUCCACCAAUUCUGGCCAAAUUGAUAAUAAGAGAAAGAAUCGAUGUUAGUUUUACAAACCGAAGAAGGCCUCAUAUAUUUUGAAUGUACAGCUGGUGCAGUUUGGAUCCUUUUUGCUCCGAGGAUGGUUGUGUGUUUCCACCUGCUUGUUUCAAAAGUUGUGUGUGUCUCUAUGUCGAGCGUGCAAAAGCCAGAUGGGGUGGGGUCCUUUUCCCUGUCCUUGCUCCCCUUCCUCCCAGGCGAGAAAGCAAAAUGAAGACCGAUUGUGCCCUGCUCUGCCAAAGAGAAACGAAUGCAUCAUACUGUAAAAUGUUGUACAUAAACCGGGGAGCCUAUUUUUGCCUUUUUAUUUAAUUUUUCUCUCCCUCCCACCCCCCCCCCACCUUUUUGGUCGGGAUGCAGUUUUUAAGAGGUGCUUCAUUAAAAUUAAAACCACCGUUUUGGAAGUGGUGA